CAUGUAAGACUAACAGAGAAGAGUUCAUCCUCUGAGGUUCACACAGUUGAAACACAACCUACCCAUCUGGAGGCACCACUGAGACGCUCUGCUGGUGACUUUGGACUGCGAGUUUCAUCAGCUUCAACCAUGGUGCAGGAGUACCAGUCCCCUGUCCGGGUCUACAAGCACCCGUUUGAGUUGAUAAUGGCGGCCUACGUGAGGAGGUUCCCGAAGUGCCCGUUGAUCCCAGUGUUCAUAGACAGUGAGAUCAUCAGCCAGACUGAGAAUGAAGACGGUUCGGUGGUUGUAACUCAGAGACGCUGCACGAUCGAUGUUGAGGCCCCUCGACUUCUCAAACGGAUUGCCGGUGUGGACUAUCUGUAUUUCACCCAAAAGAACACCCUGAACCGCAGAGACAGGUCGCUCCGUAUCGAAGUCCGCAACGAGACUUUCUCCAACAGGGUCAUUGUUUAUGAGUGCUGCAGCUACUCGGUUCAUCCAGAAAAUGAGGAGUGGACGUGCUUUGAGCAAACAGCUAGCCUGGACAUUAAGUCAUUUUUUGGGUUUGAAAGCACAGCAGAGAAGCUAGCUAUGAAACAAUAUGCAAGUAAUAUUAAAAAGGGUAAAGAAAUAAUUGAGUACUACCUCAGAGAGCUGGAGGGGGAAGGAGUAACUUACAUACCGCGUUGGACUACCCCUGUCAAGUCCUCCAGUGUUUGUGGGCCGCCCCGGCUGCCGCCCCCCUCUAAUGCCAGGGCCAUCCCAGGGAACAGCAGCAAGGAUGGGCUGCUUGGCAGAGAACCGGGGUGUCCUGCGGAUCUGUUGGCUGGUUCCCCAGAUGACAAGUUGGAUGCUGAUUACAUCAGACGUUACCUUGGUGAUUUAACGCCUCUGCAGGAGAGCUGUCUUAUUCGACUACGGCAGUGGCUGCAGGAGACACACAAGGGCAAGAUUCCAAAGGAUCAGCACGUGCUGCGCUUCCUCAGGGCCAGAGAUUUCAACAUCGACAAGGCCAGGGAGUUCCUGUGCCAGUCUCUCACCUGGAGGAAACAGCACCAGGUGGACUUCCUGUUGGACUCCUGGAGCAGCCCACAGCUGCUUCAGGAUUAUUUCACUGGAGGAUGGCACCACCAUGACAGAGAUGGCCGCCCUCUAUACGUGUUGCGUCUGGGUCAAAUGGACACAAAGGGCUUGGUGCGAGCUUUGGGAGAAGAGAUGCUGCUGAGACAGGUCCUGUCCAUCAACGAGGAGGGACUGAGGCGCUGCCAAGAGAACACCAGAGUCUUUGGUCGUCCCGUAAGCUGUUGGACAUGCCUGGUGGAUCUGGAGGGUCUAAACAUGCGUCACCUGUGGAGACCAGGAGUUAAGGCUCUGUUGAGAAUAAUCGAGGUGGUUGAGGCCAACUACCCCGAGACUUUGGGUCGCCUGCUCAUAGUGCGUGCACCCAGGGUUUUUCCUGUUUUGUGGACCUUGGUCAGCCCCCUGAUUGAUGAUAACACUCGGAAAAAAUUCCUUGUUUAUGCUGGAAAUGACUACCAGGGUCCAGGAGGCUUGGUGGAUUAUAUUGACAGGGAGAUCAUCCCCGAUUUUCUUCACGGGGAGUGCAUGUGUGACAUCCCUGAGGGGGGUUUGGUCCCCAAAUCUCUGUACAGGACUGCAGAGGAACUGGAGAGUGAAGAAAAUUGCCUGUUGACUGACUCCAUCUAUAAGAGUGCCAGCAUCUUUAAGGGAGCCCCCUUUGAGAUGCUGAUCGAGAUAGCAGAGGCCUCCUCUGUCAUCACCUGGGACUUCGAUGUGUCUAAGGGAGAUGUGAUCUUCAACAUUUACCACUCCAAAAGAGCCCCUCAGCCUCAAAAGAAGGACACUCUGGCAGCUCACGGCAUCCCCUCCCUCGGAGCUUUUAACACCCAGUUCAUAGAUAAGAGCUGGGUGUUGGGCCAGGACUACAGCAUGGUGGAGAAAGGCCACACCUGCAGGGAGGGAGAGAGUGUCCAGGGUUCCCACAUAACACGCUGGCCUGGCUUCUACAUCCUCCAGUGGCGCUUCCACAGCUCCACGGCCGGCGCCGCCUCCAGCCUGCCUCGUGUGGACGACGUGCUGGCCUCCCUGCAAGUGUCCUCCCACAAAUGCAAGAUCAUGUACUACACCGAGGUUCUGGCUUCACAUGACUUCAGGGGGUCCAUGACCAGUCUGGAGUCUUGUCAGAGCGGUUUCUCACAGCUGAGUGCAGCUACCACCUCCUCUAGCCAAUCUCACGCCGGCUCCACGAUUUCGAGGUAGCAUCAGUCCAGCAAGGCAAUGGUGCCAGAAGUUCACCAACUACCUGCUCUGCCUUCAGGGACACUUGUUUUGGUCUCUUUGAUGAACACUUUUAACCUCAUAUAACGGGUGAAAGACAGAAAGUCGUAAGUAUGAUUUUGAGGGGAGCUGUGAAUGAAUAAUGUUAUUACAUAGUAUUAUGAAUUAUAAAGUAGUAUAAACUAAAAAGAAAAGACUUGAAAAAAAAAAAGGAAAUUGAAUCUUGUGGUGCUGCUAUCUUUGUCCACAUGAUGUCAGUGUUCUCUGUGACUAGAGCCGCUCGGUUCUGCUCUGUGCUCAGCUCAGUUAACACACAUCUCAUUUGGACUUUUCAAAAUCAGAGGAUGCAUUGAAAUAAAAACAUUCUUUUAGUGUUGCAUACUGAUGUGGUCUGUGUGCAUCUUUGUACCAAAUGUUUUGCAUAUGGGCUUUAAUAUGAGUGCUGAUUGAAGAGGGAACGGCAAACACUCAUACCUAUUAUCAAAAAGGAAAGACAAUAACUAUAUCAUAUAGCACACAACCUGGAUUUCAUGUGAUUAUGUUGUUUUGUUUAUAUUUUUGUGCUUGUUAGGCGUAGCUGCUGAGUUUUCUGAGGCAGCUAAUUUGAAUGCAAUAUAGUGCAGCCCCUUGUGAUCUGGCGCGGGACCAGGCAGACAACUGAUUUACAUAAAACUUUAAUUUCCAUAAACUUAUCAGAUGCUUCCAGCUAAAGCUUAAUUUAAUUUUUCCGUGCACCCCCCCCUCUGUGUGCAAACUUGUGGCAUAUUUCUGCUCAUCGGAGUGCAAUUUAAGAUCAGGUGGGUUGAGUAUUGAGGGGCUGACUGAGUAGGAGCCUUACUUCCUGCUGGCAUGCCAUGAUCCUGGAGAGAGGAUGAGCAUGGACCCUGCCUGAGGCUAACAACCUCUUUAGACCUGUGUUGUUCACGUAUACAAUAGCAUUGUAUAGCUCACAGUUAUGACAGUUUAUCCCAGCUUGGUCAGCCUCUCAGUCAAAACCAAACUUGUGACAUAGCAUCCAAGGAAUCAUCAAUGUUUUUUAUAUGCUUCGUAUAAAAUGGGCACAUAAAAUGUUUUCAUCCAUAUUCUUCAAGCCCGAUAUUCAUCCAUCAAGAUAGAUAAACAUCAGUAUUAACCAAAUAUUGUCCCCGCAGUGGAACUUUGAACAUCUCAUCCCAUGAGGAACAUCAAAUGACGAAGACAAUUGUUCAUUUUAUGAAAAUAAUGAUCUCAUCUGUCCCAUUUCUGCCACCAUAACAGUGUUAACAAUCAGUACACAUCUGAGAACUAAAAAUGUCAGCAGCUGAACCUUUUGCGGAAGAAUAUUGUCUGAUUCUUGUCUGAUUGAGGAUCUUAGCAGGACAGAGUCCUGAGUCUUUGUAUUCUAAAGGACAUAAUGCCCAGUACUUGCUGAGAGAAUAUGUGACCUUGUUUAUUUGACAGUUUUCUGCUUUGCCUUGGUUUGUUUUAAAUAAGCUUUGGUCCGUAGAAAUGGCACUCUUUUUGGAUCGUGUUCACAAACAGACUCCUGUUCCAGGCCAUUUAGGCCACUGUGCAUGUGCCGAUCUUGACAGCAUCCUGUUGAGGAGGUCUACUUCAUUAGCAUCAGAUGAAUCAGGUGGGGAACAUCUAAACCCUGCGGGGCAGUGAAGCCUGAGGACUGGAACGGGGUGACGCUGACAUGUGGCCUCUUAUUUUGCAUGAUAGAGCUUUAACCUGCAUUUAGAUGGCGCAGUGAUCUGUGCUCACAGACAAUUAUUUCUGGAAGGGAGCCUGACCCCAUGCAGUGAUUAUACAUAAUAGCAUCAUGGCUGUUUUCAAUGCUGCCCUGCCUGAGGACCCUAAGACCAUGGUCAUCCGUUAUUGACUUUCAACUUUUUCCCUUGUGUCUGUGUUCAGAUGAAUUGACUAUUUUGAUGCUAUUUAUUAAAUAUGAUUUUUGUCCUUUUUACUGAUAUGUUGUCAAUCAUUCUGAUUAGUUGUUUUUCGCUAUUUACUAGACUAGCCUUACAUUGGUUCUCUUUUGAAAUUGGUUGUGGCAUACUGGUACUAUCAAAUAAUCAAAUUAAAAAGGAACCAAGGCUUUUCACAAUUGCCACUUUACAAAAUGUGUUUUCUAUAUUCUGUU
Messenger RNA from Menidia menidia (Atlantic silverside), 4405 nucleotides. The record is from the annotation of a GenBank genome assembly. NCBI's taxonomy places the organism in Eukaryota, Metazoa, Chordata, Actinopteri, Atheriniformes, Atherinopsidae.